GUAUUGCGUAGUUAGUGCAUAGAACUUCUUAAGCUUCAAAUAAAUUAGAGUUCUUUCAAAUAGUUGAGCAUCACAUCAAUGAAAUAGAGUCAUUACAUGGAAAAAGUUAUCAUCUAAGCUUCCAAAUAUGCUUAACUUAUUUUAGUCACCAGCUGUAUAUGGGGACAAGCAAUAAAUAUUUGAAUUUACUGUGAGUAGCUCAGUUCAUUGAUAUAUAAUAACCAGAAAAUGCUUUUAAUUUAAAAUAUCCUCACCUACCAGCUACUGUCCUCUUCUUUCUUAAACAAUUCUAUUAUUCUCAUUUCUGAAAUCUGAACAACAGCUAACUGUUCCCACAAUUCUUCCUAUCAUAUCAUGGCAUUGACUGAUUGGGAAUCUCAUUAAAAGGCGCCUUGUCCAAAAAAGUAGUACUAGUAUGUAUAUAAAUUGAAGUGCCUCAAAAUCAUUUCAUGGUUGAGGUUAAUGAAAAAAUGAAAAAUGUAAAAGGAACCUAUCUUCUCUUUUUUCUUUUUCUGAUCUUAGCUGCUUUAUCAUCUCAAGUUUAUAGUAUUUCUAGUGAUUUCUCAAUAUUAGACAGAUCAAAUGAUUUCAUAUCAGAUGAAAGUGUUUUCCAACUUUUCCAAGAAUGGAAACAGAAGCAUGGGAAAGUUUACAAGGAUGAGAAAGAGGAAGAAAUGAGGUUGGAGAAGUUUAGAUGGAAUGUGAAGUAUAUAGUGGAAAAGAACUCAGAAAGGAAGUCAGCUUCAGAACAUUUCGUUGGUCUGACCAAUUUUGCUGAUAUGAGCAAUGAAGAGUUCAGGGAAGUUCAUGGUUCAAAGAUAAAGAUACCCUUUAACAAGAGAAAGAUUAUUCAGAUGAAGAAUGUGGAAGAAAAAUCAACUUCAAUUUCUUGCGAUGCUCCUCCUUCGAGGGAUUGGAGGAAACACGGGGCUGUCACCGAGGUCAAGAACCAAGAACAAUGUGGAGCUUGCUGGGCAUUUUCAGCUUGUGGAGCCGUGGAGGGAAUAAAUGCAAUAAUUACUGGUGAACUUAUUAGCCUUUCUGUCCAAGAACUUGUCAAUUGUGAUAAUUCAACCAAUACCGGCUGUUGUGGUGGAUAUAUGGACCCUGCUUUUGAGUGGGUGAUCAAUAAUGGCGGCAUUGCUUCAGAAAUUGAUUACCCAUACACGGCCUCUCAAGGCGCAUGCAAGAUUACCAAGGUGAACCACAAGGUUGUAACAAUUGAUGGUUACCGAGAUGUUCCACAGGAGGAAACUGCCCUUCUUUGUGCUGUUGCUCACCAACCUGUCAGUGUUGGCAUCGAUGGAACAAGUGCUGAUUUUCAGCUGUAUAGAGGGGGAAUCUAUGAUGGAAGUUGCUCUAGUAGUCCAGAUGAUUUGAGCCACGGAGUACUAAUAGUAGGUUAUGGUUCCGAAGGAGACAAUGACUACUGGAUAAUCAAGAAUUCAUGGGGUACAUCAUGGGGAGUGGAGGGGUAUGGAUAUAUAAGAAGAAACGGUGAUUUGCCAUAUGGUGUUUGUGCCAUUAAUUCAUUGGCUUCUUAUCCGACGAAGGAAUUAUCUUUUGUAUUAUCUCCUUAUCCAUCUCCGGCCGUUCAACCACCUCCUCCACCAUUCCCUCUGCCCACUCCCCCAUCUUCAGCCAUUCCACCACCUCCUCCAUCCCCUUCUCCCCCUCCACCACCUUCUGCACCUCCUCCAUCUACUUCUCCCCCUCCACCACCUUCUGCACCAUCUCCGUCUCCGCCCCCUCCACCACCUUCCGAGCCAUCUCCUUAUCCGUCUCCAGCCAUUCCACCACCUACUCCACCAUCCCCUCCACCCCCUCCACCGCCUUCUGCACCAUUUCCUUAUCCGUCUCCGAUCGUUCCACCACCUCCUCCACCAUCCCCUCCGCCAUCUCCAGACGUUCCACUAUUCCCUCCACCACCUCCGCCCCCAUCCCCUCAACCACCUUUUGCACCAUAUCCUUAUCCAUCUCCAACCGUUCCACCACCUCAUCCACCAUCCCCUCCUCCACCCUUACCUUAUCCGUCUCCAGUUGUUCCACCACCUCCUUCACCAUUCCCUCCACCACCUCCUUCACCUUCCCCUCUGCCCCCUCCACCAUGCCCUCCUCCACCAUCCCCUUCGCCCCCUCCACCUCCUCCGCCAUCCCCUCCACCCCCUCCACCAUCUCCACCACCCCCUUCGCCCUCCCCACCACCCCCUCCACCAUCUCCACCACCCCCUUCGCCCCCUCCACCUCCUCCGCCAUCCCCUCCACCCCCUCCACCAUCUCCACCACCCCCUUCGCCCUCCCCACCACCCCCUCCACCAUCUCCACCACCCCCUUCGCCCUCCCCACCACCUCCUCCACCAUCCCCUCCCCCUUCACCCUCCCCACCACCUCCUCCACCAUGCCCUCCUCCACCAUUUCCACCAGCCCCUUCACCCUCCCCACCACCUCCUCCACCAUCCCCUCCACCACCUCCUCCACCAUGCCCUCCUCCACCAUUUCCACCAGCCCCUUCACCCUCCCCACCACCUCCUCCACCAUGCCCUCCUCCACCAUUUCCACCAGCCCCUUCACCCUCCCCACCACCUCCUCCACCAUCCCCUCCACCACCUCCUCCACCAUGCCCUCCUCCACCAUCCCCUUCGCCCCCUCCACCUCCUCCGCCAUCCCCUCCACCCCCUCCACCAUCUCCACCACCCCCUUCGCCCUCCCCACCACCCCCUCCACCAUCUCCACCACCCCCUUCGCCCCCUCCACCUCCUCCGCCAUCCCCUUCACCCCCUCCACCAUUUCCACCAGCCCCUUCACCCUCCCCACCACCUCCUCCACCAUCCCCUCCACCACCUCCUCCGCCAUCCCCUCCGCCCCCUCCACCACCUUAUCCAAAACCAAGUGAAUGUGGAGGCUGGUAUUAUUGUCCUGAAUAUCAAACAUGUUGUUGUGACUUGUAUUUCUUUGGCAUAUGCCUCCGUCACAAGUGUUGUCCUUAUGAGAAUGGUGUUUGCUGUCAUGGAUCAGACUACUGCUGCCCAACUGAAUAUCCCAUUUGUGAUGUUUAUGAAGGGGUCUGCCUCAAGAGAUUUGAUGAUACUGUGGGAGUGGCAGCAAAGAAGAGAAGAAUGGCCCAAUACAAGUUACCAUGGAGUACAAGCACUAAAGAAACAGAGGAGAUGGGCCAAACUCUGAAAUGGAAGAGGAAGCAUGUUGCACCAAUGUUCUGAGUUAAAUAAUUGUUAUCAUGGCAUUCGAAAUGUUGAUAAAUAAAUGUAAAUCUGGUUCUAACACCAAGAAUUUUGAUGAAUAAAACUGUUUAGCUGAAACUACAAGUACAAUUCCUCAAUGAAUCUUGCUUGAGCAAAAAUAUGAAUUUCUUGAAAUACAGAA
This is a messenger RNA of Solanum tuberosum (potato), 3381 nucleotides long. RefSeq names its product atrophin-1-like. The transcript has 7 exons. Bases 450 to 3218 code for a protein of 922 amino acids. Gene Ontology annotation, biological process: proteolysis. The record is from RefSeq and is a predicted model, not a curated record. Gene Ontology annotation, molecular function: cysteine-type peptidase activity. NCBI's taxonomy places the organism in Eukaryota, Viridiplantae, Streptophyta, Magnoliopsida, Solanales, Solanaceae.